Ophidiomyces ophidiicola is the source of this 1461-nucleotide messenger RNA. RefSeq names its product Cell division control protein 3 (gene CDC3). Gene Ontology annotation, molecular function: GTPase activity; GTP binding; molecular adaptor activity. NCBI's taxonomy places the organism in Eukaryota, Fungi, Ascomycota, Eurotiomycetes, Onygenales, Onygenaceae. The transcript is spliced from 3 exons. The record is from RefSeq and is a predicted model, not a curated record. Gene Ontology annotation, cellular component: microtubule cytoskeleton; septin ring; cytosol. The coding region runs from base 1 to 1461 and encodes 486 amino acids. Gene Ontology annotation, biological process: cytoskeleton-dependent cytokinesis.
AUGGACUCCCCAGCUUCCAGUGCCAACGGGGUUCCGGCCCCCACCCGACCCUCGCCUGCCGUCGAUACUCCUCCAAGCAAGCCUACUUCACCGCUCGUCGAACGUAGUAACCCCAUGGGUGCGGGUGCUACCCAGACUGUUACCUCCAAGGACCCUAAAGCCGCUGCCCGAGCUGCUACCGAUAUGAGAAAUGUCGUUCGCCGAAAGCUAACUGGAUAUGUCGGUUUUGCCAACCUUCCUAACCAAUGGCAUCGUAAGAGUGUCCGCAAAGGUUUCAAUUUCAAUGUUAUGGUGGUUGGUGAGUUCAUUCCGUUGAGACUGCCGCUUGCAAUCCGUCACUUUGCUUACAAUUCCUUAGGCGAAUCCGGACUUGGAAAAUCUACAUUGGUCAAUACCCUCUUCAACACCUCGCUAUACCCACCCAAGGAACGCAAGGGCCCAAGCCUUGACAUCAUUCCCAAAACAGUGUCGAUUCAAUCCAUCAGUGCAGACAUCGAGGAAAAUGGCGUUCGCCUACGAUUGACCGUUGUUGAUACGCCAGGAUUUGGUGACUUCGUCAACAACGAUGAUUCAUGGCGUCCAAUCGUUGAGAAUAUUGAACAGCGAUUCGAUGCCUACCUUGAUGCUGAAAACAAAGUGAAUCGGAUGAACAUCGUUGAUAACCGUGUUCAUGCUUGUGUCUACUUUAUCCAGCCAACCGGCCAUUCACUGAAGCCGCUUGAUAUCGAAGUCAUGCGCCGCUUACAUACCAAAGUCAACCUGAUUCCUGUCAUUGCCAAGGCUGACACUUUGACCGACGAGGAAGUCGCGCUCUUUAAGCAGAGGAUUCUUGCUGAUAUCCAUCACCACUCCAUUCAAAUAUUUGAGGGGCCCCGUUAUGAACUCGAUGACGAAGAAACACUCGCUGAGAACCAAGAAAUUAUGUCUAAAGUUCCUUUUGCUGUGGUUGGUGCAAACGCAGAAGUCACCACUUCCAACGGCCACAAAGUACGAGGGCGUCGGUAUCCAUGGGGUAUUAUUGAAGUCGAUAACGAGGAGCAUUGCGACUUUGUGAAAUUGCGCCAGAUGCUCAUUCGCACCCACAUGGAAGAACUUAAAGAACACACUAAUAAUGUUCUAUAUGAAAACUACCGUUCCGAAAAAUUGACGGCCAUGGGUGUGACACAAGAUCCAAGCGUGUUCAAAGAAGUUAACCCGGCAGUCAAGCAAGAAGAAGAACGCGCUCUUCACGAACAGAAGCUUGCAAAGAUGGAAUCGGACAUGAAGGUUGUCUUCCAACAGAAGGUCCAGGAGAAGGAGAGCAAAUUAAAGCAGAGCGAAGACGAGUUAUAUGCUCGGCAUCGAGAAAUGAAGGAGCAGCUGGAACGACAGCGCCUCGAGUUAGAAGAGAAGAAGAGUCGAUUGGAGAGUGGUCGACCAUUGGAAGACAAGAUAAAGCGAAAAGGCUUUUCUCUUCGUUAA